AGGCUUUCUCAUCGAUUUUUAGUUCAGCCCGACACAGUCCUCUGCUGGAGACCCGACGCGGAGGAAUCCCUUUGUUCGGGCCCGACAAGACGCUGUUUCCCUGAGUCACGUGGAGGAAAAUGUCGCAGAAUAGCCAAGUUUCCUCCACGGACACCGUCAAGAUGGUGGUGAAGAGCAACCAGGCGGCCAACGGGAAUGUCCACCAUAUCGCGACCAUUGGUGGUGGUACAGGGCUGGCUGAACUGGCUCACCGAGAGUACCAGACCGGUGACUAUGAGAACGCCGAGAAGCACUGCAUGCAGCUGUGGCGGCAGGACCCGUCAAACACCGCCGUGCUGCUGCUGCUCUCCUCCAUCCACUUCCAGUGCCGGCGCCUCGACAAGUCUGCUCACUUCUCCAUGCUGGCCAUAAAGCAGAACCCCAUGCUGGCCGAGGCGUACAGCAACCUGGGCAAUGUGUACAAGGAGCGUGGACAGCUGCAGGAGGCCUUGGAGAACUACCGGCACGCUGUGAGGCUCAAGCCGGAUUUCAUCGACGGCUACAUCAACCUCGCUGCGGCCCUGGUGGCUGCUAAUGACAUGGAGCAGGCGGUCCAGGCCUAUGUCUCCGCCCUGCAAUACAAUCCCGAGCUGUACUGUGUGAGGAGUGACUUGGGCAACCUCCUGAAAGCCCUUGGAAGAUUGGAUGAAGCGAAGGCGUGCUACCUCAAGGCCAUCGAGACCAGACCGGACUUUGCCGUGGCCUGGAGCAACCUGGGAUGUGUCUUCAACGCUCAGGGCGAGAUCUGGCUGGCCAUCCACCACUUCGAGAAGGCCGUGGCCCUCGACCCUAACUUCCUGGACGCCUACAUCAACCUGGGCAACGUGCUGAAGGAGGCGCGGAUUUUUGACAGGGCAGUCGCAGCAUAUCUCCGAGCCCUGAACCUGUCCCCCAACCAUGCAGUCGUCCACGGCAACCUGGCCUGUGUCUACUAUGAGCAAGGGCUCAUUGACCUCGCCAUCGACACUUACCGGCGGGCCAUCGAACUUCAGCCGAACUUCCCCGACGCUUACUGCAACCUGGCCAACGCCCUCAAGGAGAAGGGGCAGGUCAAUGAGGCCGAGGAGUGCUACAACACGGCCCUGCGUCUCUGCCCCACACACGCCGACUCCCUCAACAAUUUGGCCAACAUCAAGAGAGAGCAGGGUUACACCGAGGAUGCCACACGGCUGUACCUCAAGGCCCUGGAGGUGUUCCCGGAGUUCGCUGCUGCACACUCCAACCUCGCCUCCAUCCUCCAGCAGCAGGGCAAGCUCAACGAGGCUCUCAUGCACUACAAGGAGGCCAUUCGCAUCCAGCCCACCUUUGCCGAUGCCUACAGUAACAUGGGCAACACCCUGAAGGAGAUGCAGGACAUUCAGGGCGCCCUCCAGUGCUACACGCGUGCCAUCCAGAUCAACCCAGCCUUUGCCGACGCACACUCCAACCUGGCCUCCAUCCACAAGGACUCCGGCAACAUUCCCGAGGCCAUCCAGUCGUACCGCACAGCUCUCAAACUCAAGCCGGACUUCCCCGACGCCUACUGCAACCUCGCACACUGCCUGCAAAUCGUGUGCGACUGGACGGACUAUGACGCCCGCAUGAAGAAGCUGGUGUCCAUCGUGGGCGAACAGCUGGAACGCAACCGCCUCCCCUCGGUCCACCCGCACCACUCCAUGCUGUACCCGCUGUCGCACGAGUACCGCCGGGCCAUCGCCAACAGGCACGCCAACCUAUGUAUGGAGAAGGUGAGAAUCAACGUCCUCCACAAGCAGCCAUACAAAUACCCGACAGAGCUGACCCCAGACAACCGCAUCAGAGUGGGGUACGUCUCCUCGGACUUCGGGAACCACCCCACGUCCCAUCUCAUGCAGAGUAUCCCGGGCCUGCACGAUAGGACCAACGUGGAGAUCUUCUGCUACGCGCUCAGUCCUGACGAUGGCACGACUUUCAGGAGCAAGAUUUGCCGAGAGGCCGAGCACUUCAUCGACCUGUCCCAGAUUCCAUGCAACGGUAAAGCCGCCGACCGCAUCAACCAGGACGGCAUCCACAUCCUCGUCAACAUGAACGGCUACACCAAGGGCGCACGCAACGAGAUAUUCGCCCUCCGCCCUGCCCCCGUCCAGGUGAUGUGGUUGGGCUACCCUGGCACCAGCGGAGCUCCCUUCAUGGACUACCUCAUCACCGACCGUGUCACGUCCCCGCUGCGUGUGGCCUCCCAGUAUAGCGAGAAGCUUGCCUACAUGCCAGACACAUUCUUCGUGGGCGACCACAGAAACAUGUUCCCCCACUUGCAGGAGAGAGUGCUGCUGGAGUCUGUGGACAACCCCAAGCUGCUUAACAAUGAGAACUUCAAGGACAACGUGGCUCUCAUCAACACCACCGACCUCAACCCUGUCAUUGAGAGCGCCGAGGUCCUCACCGUCAAGGAAGUCAUCAAGCCAAACACCACCAAGGAUUCGGUUGAGGUGGCUGUGACGGUGGCCCAGCUACCCUCGACAGCCCCCAUUGAGUCCAUGAUUCAGACCGGCCAGGCCCAGGCUACGGUGAACGGCCUAGUGGUGCAGAACGGCCUGGCCACCACACAGAUGAACAACAAGGCCGCCACAGGGGAGGAGCCGCCCAAGAACAUCCUCAUCACCACCAGGAAGCAGUACGGACUCCCCGAGGAUGCCGUCAUUUACUGCAACUUCAACCAGCUGUACAAGAUUGAUCCCUCCACCCUUCAGAUGUGGUGCAAUAUCCUGAAGCGCGUCCCUAAGUCAGUGGUCUGGCUCCUGCGCUUCCCUGCCCACGGCGAGACCAACAUCCUGGCUCAGGCUCAGCAGCUUGGCGUCGGGCCGGGCCGCAUUAUCUUCUCCAACGUGGCCGCCAAGGAGGAGCACGUCCGAAGAGGCCAACUGGCUGACGUAUGCCUCGACACCCCCCUCUGCAACGGCCACACCACAGGUAUGGACGUGCUCUGGGCCGGCACCCCCAUGAUCACACUGUCCGGGGAGACACUUGCCUCCCGCGUGGCCGCCUCUCAGCUGCACUGCCUUGGCACGCCCGAGCUGGUCGCCACAACCCGCCUGGAGUAUGAGGACAUCGCCUGCAAGCUUGGCAACGACAGAGAAUACCUGAAGGCCACGCGCGCCAAAGUGUGGAAGGCACGCAUGGAGUCCCCUCUCUUCGACUGCCGGACCUACGCCCACAACCUGGAGCUGCUCUUCCAGCGUAUGUGGGAGAAGCAGACGACCCACCACAAACCCGACCACAUCACCGAGUGGUAGAGCGGCCUGGGCCCUCCCACGCACGGCAGAGGCCAUGCUGGAAUAUUUAUCGAGGCUUAUUCAGCAGCUCAUGUAAUUUUUUUAAUCCGCUGAAUACAGUCGAAUGCGCUGGAGAUCCUUGGAGUUUUUGCGACGUUCGUUCCGCAUCUGCUGCCAGUCUGUGUUGGGUUGUGUGAGCACUCAUGUGCGUUUGUCUGUCCGUGUGCCUGUGUGCAUGUGUGUGUGUGCGUAUGAGAGGCCAACCGAGCAUGUCGAUGGAGGGGGUGGAGUACGUGUUCUCCGCUCGUUGGCUGUGUUUCGUCGCUCAUUUCCGUCGUCAUCCACGCGGGCCUCUGGAUCCCCCGUGUAAUUUCCGUGUCAAAAACCGUACAUAGUUGUCAUGUAUAGGCUUCACUACUCCUGUGUUGGUGAUCCAUUAUUUAUUUUUCAUGUAUUGGACAUUUAGGCGCAAGUGUAUUUGCUGACCAGGUCUCAAAACAGGACACACACAGUUUUCAUUGUUUCCGCUUCACUCAAGAGGACAGACAGAGAGGGAGAGGAGGAGGAUGUGCCUGGGUGAGAAGAGGGAGAGGCACAGCUGUACAUAGUUGAGUUUCCUAGGUUAGGUUAUCCAAGGCUCAGGAGUUUUAUUGUUAAAGUUUUGGAAGCGGGCAGAGUCGGACAGCGAUUUAUAACAUGAUGUUGAGACGCUGUGGCAACGUUUUGGAGAGUGUGAUUUUGAGGGAGUCCUUGUUACUACCCUUUAUUAUUUCGUUACUGCCGGGUUAGGCGAGUCCAGAGGAGAGGCUCGUCGCAAGGAGGCACCCCAGUUGAUAGUGGUGACCCUCCGCCAAGCUUCGUAGCUCCUGUACAUAUUAGACCAAAGGAGGUGUCGGUGCAAGCAGGCAGACACUUCAGUAUCAGUAAUCAAGGUGUACUCUAUAUACAGAAGGAUGAAAUGUCUGUUUUUAUGGUAAGAGAAAAACUUAAGCUUCACUCGAGUGGUCCGUAGUCCUAGAAUGGCCGUCAUUGGCUUGCCUCCAGAGCGGGUGGUGUAGCCUGCGUCAUGCACCACACCCUCCCGUCAAUGCCCCAUGCACUAACCUUGGCAUAUAAGCCCUACCUAUGCCACCCCUUUGAUAUAACCUUCCCCAGCAUCCACCGAUCACAUGCAAGUUGCUAAGGAUGCAUGGCUUGUGGACUGGUCUGACAUGAUACACAGUUAGCGGGGAAAAGGGGCGGAGCUUACCUGCCAAGACGUAGUGAAUGGCGUAGUAGUGCGACCCGUCAAGUAAUCAAAUUAGCUUUUUUUAUUGGAGUGUAGCACGGGACUGAUUAUUGUCAAGUUUUUCACGUUUACAAGUUCCUCGUGUGGGCAGGGCGUGGGCACAGCUGCCACUCGCGUCGCUGGGUGUCUCGGGCAGGGUAAGGGCUCCAUGUAGCAGUGUCAGCCGUGCCCGGGCCUCCCCACACACACUCUCACCUUGGGACUAUGAGAGGGAGUCUUAUUGAUAUAUUUUUUGACUAUUUUUUUUAAUGAUACACAAGCCAUACUGAUCUUGGUAUGGAGAACGGAAGGUUGAGCCGUGUGUGUGUAAGGUGGCUGUGAGGUGGGCUUGGGCUGGUCCUGGGGCGAGUGUCUUACAGCCCCACCAGCAGCAGCAGCACCAGCAGCCCGCCCCCUCUGGUCAUCCAUCUGUGUACACUAUUUGCUUGCAGGAAAUAAAAAGUCAAGGCUUA
Molecule: messenger RNA, 5009 nt
Organism: Eriocheir sinensis (Chinese mitten crab)
Lineage: Eukaryota; Metazoa; Arthropoda; Malacostraca; Decapoda; Varunidae
Gene: sxc
Product: UDP-N-acetylglucosamine--peptide N-acetylglucosaminyltransferase 110 kDa subunit-like
Exons: 19
Coding region: 120-3290 (1056 amino acids)
Biological process (GO): protein O-linked glycosylation
Molecular function (GO): protein N-acetylglucosaminyltransferase activity; protein binding
Source: RefSeq, a predicted model, not a curated record